Molecule: messenger RNA, 1642 nt
Organism: Amoebophrya sp. A120
Lineage: Eukaryota; Dinophyceae; Syndiniales; Amoebophryaceae
Source: the annotation of a GenBank genome assembly
AUGAUAGGGAGCACUACUUCUGAUCCACAGGAGAACGAGAUGUUGAAGCACGACAAUUCUGUUAGUGAGGAAGUCGAACCACUUCUGCAGCACCCGCGAUCCAGCACUUUUGGCGCGCCGGAGGAGGAAUUCAAGCGAGUUUUACGGAAAAGCACCUUCACGCCGGAUAUGGCGUUCUCAACUGUCACAUUCUCAACUGUUACAUGAAUUUGUCAUGCAAAAUUGCCAUCAGCCUCCACUUAAUCAAGGUGCUUAGCAUGACAAAUUGUCGAAAGGCUAAACAGCAUGAUAAUCUGUGGCAAAUCUGUGAUGCGAAAGCUGCAAGGUUGCCACUUUCACUUUUGCUGUUCUUGCAUUACAAGUCCAUGUAACAGUUGAGAAUGUAGCGUUUGAGAACGCCAUACCGGAAAGAAUUCACUUGGAGCCUUUCGCGAUCGACCGGCGAUUAUCCUGUGUAGAAAUCGAUAGACAUACCCACCUACUUACCAGAUCUUUUAUGCAACUUUUCAUCGAUCCAGGAUGUGGAUCGAUAGGUGCUGUGUCUCAACGCUCGGCUCUUCUCCAAAAAGAGAGGGAUACAUAGUAUUCGACGAGUCAAUAUUAAUUUUGGCAAUAUGUCAACAUGGUCCAAGUGACAGAAUCGUGAGCAAGUGGCUUUUUACUGAAGAUGCUGCCAAGAGAACUACCCUUUGCGGAUUUGUCUAGCUGCAGAGUUGGUAGCUCCACGUUGUUAUUCUUGUUUGUCAUGCUUAUUGUAAAGUUCCUAUGUGUAAUAAGUUGUACUAGCCGCUUGAAGAUUUGUGUACCAGACGCAGACCUCCCAUUUUGCCUGCGGGUUGUAAGUAGUUGAAAGUAAGUACUAGGGGCCCGGGUACAACUUCGAUUUUUAUACAGGAUAGAGCUUGGAGAGAAACAUCGGCGCACCCAUCGCUCACUUGAGUCCCGGGUACGCAGCCGUCGUGGCGGAUUUCUUUAUGGAAAACUAUCAAAAUGAAAAAUCCCCCCUCCCCAUAUCAAAACGGAAAUCUGUGAUGCGGAAUUUCUGUACACAAAACAAAUUUGUCUUGCAAUAGAGCACUGCACGCAGAUCGCAAGCCUAGGCAGGGGCCUCCUGCUGUAAGCGCCUAGCAUGGCAGACGUCUGCCCUGUAGGCCUUAUGGCAUUACAAAUCGCCUACAUAACGCGGCGGACAGCCUGAGUUUGCCUUCUUGUAAGACAGAGCGGAUUUGUGGCCACAAAUGUGCAUCGCAAAUUUUCAGGAGGGAGCGUUUUCAACAUGGGGAGAGGGGAUUUUUCCUUGCAAGAAAAACGAAGUUUAGCUUGCUGAGACUAAGAAUUUAUAUAUCCAGCUUUGGAAUUAUAGCAUGCAGAAGCAGAGAAGUGUAUCUGCAUAGUAUCAUGGUGCACUCGUUGUAUAUUAUGGUCCUCCGGACAAGGAGUUGAUGAUAAGUAAGUACUUAUCAGAGUGCACUACAACUCGCGUUGUGCUUGUGCAGUUCCAGGCCUGAAAAACGGUUCACCCACUAGGCUACCACUUCCAGGCAAAGAAAAACGUCGACCAACAUACUACGUUCUGUGCUCCUUGUUCCUCCUAGGACAAAGAUUUGAUCCUGCCGUGCGCACGACGUCGACGCAAGACAAG